AUGGAUUGUUGCUGCUUCCCUAAGCUCGUGGAUCCGGCCGAGACCUUCCUAUGUUGCCUUCCCCUGGGCGCGGGGGUGAAGCUCCUCAUGUGGCCGCACCAAGCGCUCACACUCUACACAGUCGCUACCGCCGCGGAGAACCUGAUCGCUGGCGACCUGGGAGCCACGGGAACAUCUCAAAUGUUCGAAACCAUCUGGUCUGUCCCGAUCAUCACGGCGGGCCUCUGGGGAGUCUACCACCGGUUAGAGCCGCACGUGCGACUCUACUGGUACUACUUAGUUCUGAGCUUCUUCAUUGACAUGUACUACGUCGUCGACAUCUUCCUUCUGCGCGACGCUUGUGUCCACCUAGCCCUGGAAGUCCAAAGCCGGCAGGGCCAGGCCUUCGCCUGUGGCGUGGCUCGGAGUGUGAGCACCGCCAGCGCCGUGGUUCUUACCCUCCUCUUUCUGUACCUGAUCUACAUCGUCUGGAGCUGGUGUGAGGAUGUGGAAGGCACCGGCGCCGCAGACGCCAUGGCCAGCUUGUUGGACAUGGCAGAGGGCAAGCGGCCGCAACGGGGCUACGGCUGGUCGCCCAAUGACCUGCCAGAGCUGCUUGGCCCCAGCAUGGAUGCCACCGCCUCCAUCAUUUCCGGGGCUGGCAUCUUCUACGGUUCCAUCAGCAAUGCCAUCAACAGGGAAGCCAAGAUGGUGGGCCAGUUCGUCGUAGAGGAGGUUGGCGACAUCGAGCGCUAUGCGACAGGCCGAGUGGAGCACAGGGGCCUGCAGGCCUUGAGCAGCGCUGACCGGCAGCUGAGCGAAUCGGAGCCGAAGGAGAAAAGGGAGAAUGCUCUAGUCUUCCUCGUGGUCGCUUGCGUGGGAGUGGCCGCUGUAGCUUCAGGUGCUGCCAAGGAGCCGACCAUCAAUGGCCCUGUGAUCGGCGUAGAUCUUGGGACCACUUACUCUUGCGUCGGCAUCUACAAGCAGGGCAGAGUCGAGAUACUUCCCAACGACCAGGGAAAUCGCAUCACACCCUCGUAUGUGGCGUUUACUGAUGAAGAGCGGCUCAUAGGCGAGGCCGGAAAGAACCAGGCCGCGGUAAAUCCCACACAGACCUUGUUUGACGUGAAACGUUUGAUGGGGAGGCGCUUCAAGGACUCUACCGUGCAGGAGGACAUGAAGCUGCUACCAUUCAAGAUUGUGGACAAGGGCGGGAAACCGAUGAUCAGCGUCAAGGUGAAGGGUGCGGAGAAGAUCAUGCCUCCGGAGGAGGUGUCCUCCAUGGUCCUCGCAAAGAUGAAGGAGACAGCUGAGAACUAUUUGGGCCAGGAGGUUCAGCAUGCGGUCGUGACUGUACCUGCAUACUUCAAUGAUGCUCAGCGCCAG
Molecule: messenger RNA, 1365 nt
Organism: Symbiodinium necroappetens
Lineage: Eukaryota; Dinophyceae; Suessiales; Symbiodiniaceae
Source: the annotation of a GenBank genome assembly